UUUUUUUCUUUCUAUCUAUUAUCCUUUUUGUUACCAAAAUGAGCAAACAAGAACAAGAUAAUUUGGAAAAAACCUUGAAUAUUUUAUCAAAGAAACUUUUAUCAACUCAAAUUCAAUAUAGACAUACAAAACAAACUGUACAUACAAAACACGCUUUUUUACUUGGUUCAAAAACAGUGUUACAAAACGACCUUGCCCACGUUUUUAAACUUGAUCAACAAAAACGGAAAAGAACAAAAAAUAUUUUACAACCUCCUCCAGGUUUAUUACCACUCUUAUCUCAUAAAGGUAUUUCUCAUAACAACUAUACACCCAGUGACUCUUUAAUAGUACAUUCUUGUACUGCCAAUCUUCAACAUGACCGCGUUUAUUUUAGAAUGACUAUUAUAAACCAAACUGUGGAAAGUAUUUUACAAGCACAUUUAGUAUGGAUGUCUCCUUUACCUUGGACUCCUUUUGCAUUGGAUCGUUCUACUUUGUAUACUAUACCAUCAUCUUCAACUCAAGUAUUAUAUGCUGCUACAACUAUACCAUCUCAUUUAUUAUUCACUCCUCAACAACUGACAUCCAUGGAUAUCAAAGCAGCAUGUAGAUAUAUGACAGAAAAUGGUGAUUGGUUACAAUCAUCUUCUAUUCAUAUACAAUGGGUAGAUUCAAGACAAUGGAUGAAAGAUGAUAUUGACUCUAUACAAAAUUGGGCUCCUAUACUCUAUCCAUAUCAAUUACACCUUUCAUCAACUUUAUCAUCAUCUUCAUUACAACAUUGGAUACAUUUGAAUGAUGAUGUUCAUCUUACAUCUGAUGGAUCAUUAUUAUUUAUUCAAGGAAAUCCUCAUUUUUCACCUAUUCAAGGACAUUUGUAUAGUAUCAACAAUCAAUCAUUGGCAUCUUGGUUAGAACAAAACAAACAUCUAUCAAAUAAGAUUUUACCAUGGGAUGGAAUGGCUUUGGAUACUAGUCAACGUUUACAAAAAAGUAUAGUUUCCCUUGUAGAUCAAGCACAUCCAUCAUCAUCAUCAUCUCAUUUAGCCAAUAGGGAAAAUAGUUUAGCACAUCUAUCCACAUUACUUUAAUUAUUUCUAUCAAUAAUUUUGGUCUCCUCUUCAUUCUUUUGAUUUGUUCGGGUUAAGUGCGUUUUCCUAAUAAAGUCAAG
Molecule: messenger RNA, 1153 nt
Organism: Halteromyces radiatus
Lineage: Eukaryota; Fungi; Mucoromycota; Mucoromycetes; Mucorales; Cunninghamellaceae
Exons: 5
Coding region: 39-1073 (344 amino acids)
Source: RefSeq, a predicted model, not a curated record